AUGGCCAUAUUUGACGAGCUUGCAGGCAGACAACGCCAAGACAUGUCCAAGAAAUGGAUCCACCGUGCCUUUGCCGCUCAGAAGGAGAUUCUGGAACUAGUCGCCCAAAGGCGGUCCGGAGGUGAACCUCGAGGUAUCGUCGGUUGGAUUGCCGGAUCGUUCAACUUCUGCUUCAGAGUCGCCUUUACCGAGGGGCCGGAUGCCGUCAUUCGCUUCCCUAAGCCCGGUUGCACGGUAUUUGCCGACGAAAAAGUCAUCAAUGAGGCUCGGGUGAUUGAGUUUAUCCGCGAAAACACCACGAUCCCUGUUCCACGCCUCAUCAGCUGGGGUCUUACCAAGGACAUUCCGCAGCAACUGGGGCCUUUUUUAAUUUCCGACUUUAUCCAUGGAGUUAGCCUGUCUAGAGCCCUUAGGGACCCUGCCGACAACGACUGGCUAUUCCUCAAACCGGCCCUCGACAACAAGACGCUGAAUGGCGUCUACGAACAGAUUGCAGACAUCUUGCUCCAGCUCUUCCAAUUCAACUUCUCUAAAACCCAGCGCAACAUCGCUACCGACCAGACUACGGCUAAGGAGCUAUAUCUUGCUCGCCGUCGUUUCCUGCAGCUAGUUGAUAAGUACUGCGCCGCGGACGACGAUCAAGGUCCUUUCAAGCUCUUCUGUGACGAUCUUCGGCCACACAACAUACUUGUUGACCCGGAAACUCUUCGCAUCACUGCUGUCAUCGAUCUUGAGUUUACAAACGCCAUGCCGAGCCAGUUCUCUUCGGAUCCGCCGUGGUGGCUGCUGCUGGCGGAGCCGGAAUCCUAUCUUAGUCUAGGCCGCCAUCCGGAAGAGUUUGUGACAGCCUAUGAAGCCUCCCUUGGCCGAUUCUUGCAGGUUUUGCAGCGAGCCGAGAAAGCAAGAGGACUGCAGCUAUCUAGUCGUAUGCGUGAUGCAUGGGAGACGAAGCGUUUCUGGUUCAACUAUGCCAUACGAAACCCAUUUGAAAUUGAAAUUCUCUAUGAAAAUUAUCUAGGCGAGGCAAGUGGUGCUGGCGAAUCGUUACUGUAUAACAAGGUGCGUGCGGAGAUGGAGCAGUUUGUCCAAUGA
Molecule: messenger RNA, 1092 nt
Organism: Hirsutella rhossiliensis
Lineage: Eukaryota; Fungi; Ascomycota; Sordariomycetes; Hypocreales; Ophiocordycipitaceae
Product: phosphotransferase enzyme family domain-containing protein
Exons: 2
Coding region: 1-1092 (363 amino acids)
Source: RefSeq, a predicted model, not a curated record